Messenger RNA from Hirundo rustica (Barn swallow), 442 nucleotides. RefSeq names its product ring finger protein 122 (gene RNF122). NCBI's taxonomy places the organism in Eukaryota, Metazoa, Chordata, Aves, Passeriformes, Hirundinidae. The coding region runs from base 47 to 442 and encodes 131 amino acids. The transcript has 5 exons. The record is from RefSeq and is a predicted model, not a curated record.
GUGCUCCUGCGGCCUGGGGCUGAUUCACCCCACUAAAGCCUGCACCAUGCCACCCUCCACCCUCCAGGGCCCGACCCUCAACAUCUACACGGUCAUUUUCGGCACCGGCGUCUUCAUCUUGGUGCUCAGCCUCGUCUUCUGCUGCUACUUCAUCAGCAAACUGCGGCACCAGGCGCAGAGCGAGCGCUUCGGCUACAAGGAGGUGGUUUUGAGAGGCGAUGCCCGCAGGCUGAACGUGCACGGGCAGACCUGCGCCGUCUGCCUGGAGGAUUUUCGGCUGAAGGAGGAGCUGGGGGUGCUGCCGUGCCAGCACGCCUUCCACAGAAAGUGCGUGCUGAAGUGGCUGGAGGUGCGCUGCGUGUGCCCCAUGUGCAACAAACCCACGGCGGGGCCGGGGCAGCCCCGAGCCGGCAUCGGGACCCUCCUGGACGAGCUGGUGUGA